AUCACCAUUGCGCUUGUUGUUGGUCGAACUUCAGUUACAAUUUUCGUGGACAAACAAAAACGUGAAAAGUGCAAAUAGAAUAUAUUAUAGACACUUUGUUUUUAUACACAUAAUGGAUGCAAAAGAAUUUCGUGAAUUUGGCAAGGCGGCUGUUGAUUUUGUAGCCGAUUACUUGGAAAAUAUACGUGAUCAUGAUAUUCUACCCUCUGUGGAGCCGGGUUAUAUGCUGGAUUUAUUGCCCAAUCAAAUGCCCGAGGGUCCAGAAUCAUGGCGCGAUAUACUAACCGAUAUUGACCGCGUGAUCAAACCAGGAAUAACACAUUGGCAAUCGCCCAAUAUGCAUGCCUAUUAUCCCACAAGUGUCUCUUAUCCCUCAAUUGUGGGAGAAAUGUUGGCCAGUGGCUUUGGCAUUAUUGGUUUUAGUUGGAUCUGUAGUCCUGCAUGCACAGAAUUGGAAGUUGUUGUUAUGGAUUGGUUGGCCAAAUUCUUGAAGCUGCCUGAACAGUUUUUGCAUGCAACUGAAGGACCUGGUGGUGGUGUCAUUCAAGGAUCAGCCAGUGAGGCUGUUCUAGUUGCCGUGCUGGCUGCCCGUGAGCAAGCAGUGGUCAAGCACCGUGAACUUCAUCCAGAACUAAGCGAGAGUGAGAUUAGAGGCAAACUGAUUGCUUACUCUUCGGAUCAGAGUAAUAGUUGUAUUGAGAAGGCUGGUGUAAUUGCUGCCAUGCCCAUUAAGCUAUUGCCAGCUGGCGAAGAUUUGAUUCUACGUGGUGAGGCCCUGAAAAAGGCCAUAGAAGAAGAUGUGCAAGAGGGCCGCAUUCCAGUUAUUUGUAUUGCCACACUAGGAACAACAGGAACAUGUGCCUAUGAUGACAUUGAAUCCUUGGCAACGGUUUGUGAGGAUCACAAUGUGUGGCUUCAUGUGGAUGCAGCCUAUGCGGGUGGAGCUUUUGCCCUGGAUGAGUGUGCCGAUUUGAGACGCGGAAUAGAUCGUGUGGACUCAUUGAAUUUCAAUCUUCACAAGUUUAUGUUAGUGAAUUUCGAUUGCUCGGCCAUGUGGCUGAAGGAUGCCAACAAAGUUGUUGAUAGUUUUAAUGUGGACCGCAUAUACUUGAAGCACAAAUAUGAGGGACAAUCGCAGAUACCAGACUUCAGGCAUUGGCAAAUUCCGCUGGGACGUCGUUUCAGAGCACUCAAAGUGUGGAUCACAUUCCGUACUCUUGGCGCCGAAGGAUUGCGUGCCCAUGUCCGUAAACACAUCAGUCUGGCCGAGCAGUUCGAGAAACUGGUGAAAGAUGACAAACGUUUUGAAUUAGUUGCUCCACGCGCAUUGGGUUUAGUUUGUUUCCGACCCAAGGGAGAUAAUGAGAUUACAGCCCAAUUGCUGCAGCGUCUUAUGGAACGCAAGAAGAUCUAUAUGGUCAAAGCAGAACAUGCUGGUUGUUUAUUUUUAAGAUUUGCAGUUUGUGGCAUGGAUCCCAAACCUUCGGAUAUUGACUAUGCGUGGUCGGAAAUUGAGACACAGUUGACAGAUCUUCUGGUAGAUCAACAACGUCUGCUUGAGACACCAAGUAAGGCCGGCGAAGUGGGUGAACUGACGCAUCAUUUCCAAAUCCUAGCAAAUAAUGGCAAUGUAACGCAUGAGAAAUCACAGUGAGCAGCAUAAAGUGUACUUCAACUUCCAUUUGCAAUUAUUUAUAUCUCUGUAUUUAUAGUAAAUAUUGUUUUAAUAAAGAAAUUAAAGUUAAGAAAUUCCUAUUCAA
Drosophila willistoni is the source of this 1760-nucleotide messenger RNA. RefSeq names its product 3,4-dihydroxyphenylacetaldehyde synthase 2 (gene amd). The transcript is spliced from 2 exons. The record is from RefSeq and is a predicted model, not a curated record. Gene Ontology annotation, biological process: catecholamine metabolic process; amino acid metabolic process. Gene Ontology annotation, molecular function: pyridoxal phosphate binding; aromatic-L-amino-acid decarboxylase activity. The coding region runs from base 113 to 1654 and encodes 513 amino acids. Lineage: Eukaryota; Metazoa; Arthropoda; Insecta; Diptera; Drosophilidae.